UGUCCUUAUCGCCAACAAUGUUUAUUUUAUUCACGGUAGUAACACAUUGAUAGUGACGUCGCGAGACAACGCCCCCUGGUGGGAGUGUCAAGGCAGGUGCCCGUCAGAACGCCACUAGACAGCGAUGGACACGCCAGGACUAGAACACUGGGGAGAUAUCACAAUCCUUGUCGGAUACUUCUUGGUUGUACUGGCAGUGGGCUUGUGGUCACUAUGCCGACCAGACCGAGGCAGCGUCAAGAGCUACUUUCUCGCCGGAAGAAGUAUGACCUGGUUUCCGGUCGGGGCAUCUCUCUUCUCCAGCAACAUCGGCAGCGAACACUUCGUCGGCCUAGCUGGGACGGGGGCGGCAGCUGGAAUUGCCAUGGUAUCGUACGAGUGGAUGUCUAUGCCGCUGGUUCUGUGUCUAGGAUGGUUGUUCCUGCCAGUCUACAUAUCAGCCGGGGUGUACACCCUCCCUGAGUAUAUGGCGAAGAGGUUUGGGGGUCAGCGACUGCGGCUCUAUCUCAGCGUCCUGUCACUCGUGCUGUACAUCGUCACCAAGCUUGCGGUCAGCAUCUACGCAGGAGGUCUGUUCAUCAAGCUUGCUCUAGGAUGGAACAUGUACAUCUCUAUAGUGGGGCUGCUUGUCAUCACGGGCAUAUACACUAUACUAGGUGGCCUGGCAGCUGUUAUCUACACAGACACGUUCCAGACGGUCGUCAUGACAAUUGGCGCCAUCAUCCUGGCGGUUCUAGGUUUUGUGAAGAUAGGCGGAUUCGACAACCUCGAGCACCUGUAUAUGAAUGCUGUUCCAAGCGUGAGGGGUAACAACACGACUUGCGGCAACCCCCGGGACGACGCGUUCCAUAUCCUACGUGACCCCCUCUACUCCGACAACCCCUGGCCCGGAUUGUUGCUCCAGUCGUCGCUCGGCUGCCUCUGGUACUGGUGCUGUGACCAGGUCAUCGUACAGAGAUCCUUGGCGGCCAAAGAUCUGUCUCACGCCAAAGGGGCGUCCAUCCUGUCUGGCUACCUCAAGCUGCUCCCCCUACUUCUCAUGAUCUACCCAGGGAUGAUCAGUCGCGCUCUCUACCCAGAUUCUGUGGGCUGUGUGGACCCAAAGGAGUGUGAGCGGUAUUGUGAGAACCCCGUGGGCUGCUCCAACAUCGCCUACCCCAAGCUGGUGCUGGAGAUCAUGCCGAUUGGUCUGCGAGGUCUGAUGAUGGCUGUGAUGCUGUCGGCCAUCAUGAGUUCCCUGACCUCCAUCUUCAACAGCGCCAGCACACUCUUCACCAUGGACCUCUGGCGGCGCAUGCGCCCUAGAGCCCGACAGAGGGAGCUGCUCAUUGUUGGAAGGGUGUCGGUGGUAUUUCUGUGUGCGGUCAGUAUUCUGUGGAUCCCAUUGGUCAAGUCCUCAGCGGGGGGACAACUCUUCACAUACAUCCAGGCAGUACAGGGUUAUCUGGGAACGCCGAUAGGGGCGCUGUUCCUGUGGGCCAUUUUGUGGAAAAGAAUGAACGAAAACGGUGCGUUUUGGGGGAUUCUACUCGGACACACCUGCGGCGUCGUGAGGAUGGUGAUAGACUUCUCCUUCCCCGCCCCCGACUGCGGGGAGCCCGAGACCCGCCCCGCCAUCCUGUACAAAGUCCACUACUCCUACUUCGGCUCCCUCAGCCUCGUCAUCACCUCCCUUGCCAUCGUCGUCUUUAGCCUCAUCUCAGAGAAACCGUCCAAGAAACAGUUGCGAGGAGUGACGUGGUGGACACGGAUAGACAAGGUCCGGGACGACGACGACUUCGAGGCGAAACCCAGCACAUCCGCUAAUGGCCGUCAACACUUCGAGAUGGCCAACGACGAUUCUGAGGAAGAGGGGGAGGAUGAAGACACCUCUACUUGUCAACGAUGUGUCGACUGUGUGUGUGGGAUACCCAAAACUCACGGGAAGUCUCGCGAGACUCCUGAGAUUUCCGAAGAUCAGAGAAUUGACUUUCUCAAUCAGAGUUCUAUGUGGAAAACAGUCCUCAAUGUUAACGCAGCGAUUGCCUUCGUCAUUUUGGCGUUUCUUUUUGGCUUUUUUCAUUAACACAUCCUUCACCAACAAUAGCCAAACACUUUUGAUAGAGACUAUGUUGAGAA
This is a messenger RNA of Haliotis rufescens (red abalone), 2118 nucleotides long. Its product is annotated as sodium/glucose cotransporter 5-like. The record is from RefSeq and is a predicted model, not a curated record. NCBI's taxonomy places the organism in Eukaryota, Metazoa, Mollusca, Gastropoda, Lepetellida, Haliotidae. The coding region runs from base 125 to 2065 and encodes 646 amino acids. The transcript has 15 exons. Gene Ontology annotation, biological process: transmembrane transport. Gene Ontology annotation, cellular component: plasma membrane. Gene Ontology annotation, molecular function: D-glucose:sodium symporter activity.